This is a messenger RNA of Rhinocladiella mackenziei CBS 650.93, 303 nucleotides long. RefSeq lists its product as uncharacterized. The transcript has a single exon. NCBI's taxonomy places the organism in Eukaryota, Fungi, Ascomycota, Eurotiomycetes, Chaetothyriales, Herpotrichiellaceae. Bases 1 to 303 code for a protein of 100 amino acids. The record is from RefSeq and is a predicted model, not a curated record.
AUGCAUCCAAAGAUGAAAUCUCUCAAUACCCAGCUCCGCAAAAAGGGCCUGGAAAUGGUCCAGGAAGAUGUCGACCCGGAACUAGGCCCACUUUAUACAAUACACUCCCUCAAGGCUGGCAUCAGCAAUACCGACGUGGCCUAUCGACUGUACUACGCUGGAGAAGUACAAAAAUGGAGUGCUUCAAGGAGAAAGGCCAUCGCCAGAGCAGAAAAGCGUAUUAAAGCUGCUGAAGCAGCAGCACAGAGAGAACGGUCGAAAAGCGAGUCAAGCAAGGAAUCCACACCGGAAGCGCCCACCUGA